AUGGCGACCAAGCCAUCGCAACCGUUGUCACAAGAAGCAGCCUUGGAGCGCUUUAGCUCGUCGUCGUUCUUCAUCCUCACCGGCUUGACACCAGGCAGCGAGUUUGGCAUCGAUGGCAAGAUAUGGCAGGUCAAUCAGUUCUCAGUGAGUCCGGCUUUAUCUCAUUUCUUGAGCCACAAAUAUGCCGGAUCACCGUCGGUGAAGGAACAGGAGCUCACUCUAUGACGCCCCACUUUAAACUUCAUUUUCACAGGGUGUCAAAUUCCUCCCACCAGGACUUCACUUCUUCGCGUUCUCUUCAGCUCCUUCAGCUCCUUCAUUACCUACACCCGACACCGAUCCCAACUCAACUCACGCCAUGCCCUCCGGAGAUCCGACCAACGGCCUUGGCCUUCGUUCAGGUCUGCUGAGGUUUUAUCAUCCGGACCGAACGCCCGAAACGAUUGUCAAGGAAUGGGAUCACCGAGCGAGCGCACUCAAGCCCACCUCGACCACUGUUUCCCAUCCUGUACGACGGCGAACGAUCACCUCAGCCGGUGCACCGCCGAGUCCGACGAUCGUUUCGGACGAGUACCUGAAAACUCUGGAUCGGGAAUUGGCGCCUUUCGAGGAUGGGUGGCUCGAGCAAUGGUCCAGAUUGAUCGAUUGCAUCACAGAACAGACGCUGGCAAGGGUUAUUGGGCUCGAUGAGCAAGGCUGUGCGAUCGUCGAUGCGACUACGCCUUCGAAUAUGGACGAGAAGGAAUUGCACGCCGCCGAAGCGAAGCUUGGGAAACGACAGUGGGGAAAGCAGAGGCAAGAGACCGAGCAAGACGUCGCAACGACCGAAUCACAAGAUGGCGAAGAGAGGUUGAUGUUUGUCGAGUUUGACCUCAAAAAGAGCUGGCCCGAGGGUGCUCAAGGUCACGAGCUGAGCAUCUGGAGUCGCGACAAGAGCUGGGCGAUGAACGAGGCCGUACAGAAGCACCUAGAAGGAGGUGGGGCCUUCAUCAUUCGAUUGGACAUUCCAAUACAAGUCAUUUACUAAUGAGAUCACACCUCAACAACCAUAGACUUCAAAUCCCUGCUUGGCGAAGUACAACUCAGCUUCAUCCUCUUUACGCAACUGCACAACUUUUCCUCCUUGCCCAUCUACACCUCCCUUCUCCAACUCAUCAGUCAAUCCUCCUCCAUAUACUCCCCCGACCACGCUUCUUCUUCCUCUUCUCUCCCGAUGCUAGCAUCCUACCUCUCGAUCCUGCGCCAUCAACUCCUCUCCCUCGACGAUGACUUCUUCUCCCUCCACCUCCCCUCCCUCUCAACAACACUGACCAAAUCUUUGCACGUUCUCCAAAAGAACCUCUCAGACGUUUCGCAAACAUGGUUACGAGAGAUGGGGACGAACGCUUUCGUCGUUUGGCAAGAGGUCGUCAAUAGAUGGGAUCGGUUGACCGCGGAUGUGAUGGAACGUUUUGGAUGGGAGGUCGCGGCUAUCCGAGGGAGCAAACUGAUGGGAAAGAACUUGGUCGAAGAAAGCGUUGGUCGCGUUCCGAGAGGGAUGGAAAACGCCCAGCUCGGGUGGGACGAUGAUGACGAGUUGGAAGAAGGAGAAGAUGUACCCAUCGUUGUGGAGUUGGAUGAAUAUGAUACACUCUGA
Microbotryum saponariae is the source of this 1636-nucleotide messenger RNA. NCBI's taxonomy places the organism in Eukaryota, Fungi, Basidiomycota, Microbotryomycetes, Microbotryales, Microbotryaceae. The record is from the annotation of a GenBank genome assembly.